AUGGCCUUUCAAGCUGCGAAGCGUGACCUCCGCAAGAGGAUGCGUUCAACUCUGCAGACCAGCGCGGCAACGACCAAUUUCUUGUCACUGCCCGAGUACCAAAACGCCAAAAGCAUCGCCGUAUACCUGUCUAUGCCAAGCGGGGAACUCUCAACAACUGGAAUCGUUAAGGAUGCUCUACAGCGUGGGAAGAACGUCUAUAUUCCGUAUAUUCACACCCAUGGCAAAACAUCCAUCAUGGACAUGUUCGCGCUCGGAUCCAUGUCCGAGUUUGAGUCACUACAGCUAGACAAAUGGGAAAUCCCAUCUCUCCUAUCUACGCAAAUCGAAGGUCGACCGAACGGGUUGACACAGGGUUUGGAUCUUAUUAUCAUGCCAGGCAUGGCCUUCGACCGUGGGUUCCGACGACUUGGUCAUGGCAAAGGGUAUUAUGAUCAUUUUUUAACGCGAUACUCAACAUCGACCGGCAAAAUGCCAUUCCUCGUUGCCCUUUCUCUCCAGGAUCAGUUGCUUGCCGAAGAUAUACCUGUGGUGGAGCACGAUUGGUUGGUAGAUGCGAUCGUGGUUGGUGAUGGUCAAUUCUUGGACCGCAGGUUGUAG
Molecule: messenger RNA, 600 nt
Organism: Penicillium digitatum Pd1
Lineage: Eukaryota; Fungi; Ascomycota; Eurotiomycetes; Eurotiales; Aspergillaceae
Source: RefSeq, a predicted model, not a curated record